This is a messenger RNA of Aspergillus aculeatus ATCC 16872, 1518 nucleotides long. RefSeq lists its product as uncharacterized. Bases 1 to 1518 code for a protein of 505 amino acids. The transcript has 5 exons. The record is from RefSeq and is a predicted model, not a curated record. Lineage: Eukaryota; Fungi; Ascomycota; Eurotiomycetes; Eurotiales; Aspergillaceae.
AUGGCGCAAUCUCCGAGUCAGCUUGCCAGUUCGGGGGUUCGAAAGCUCAACGAUCUGGUCACAACCCUUGAGAGUACUGCUGGCCUUCAGAAAAAUACAUACCCGAUCGUUCUCGUCCCCGGGUUCACAGGCUUUGGCGAACCUCUCUUCGGUUCAAUCAAUUACUGGGGUGGAUUCGAGGAUCUUGCGUCGGAACUACAGAUACAUACUCGCAUUCCAAUAAUUCUACCCCGUAUAGGGCCUAUAUCAAGCAAUUGGGAAAGGGCUUGUGAGUUUUACUGUCAACUCCAUGCAAUCCAACGAGCAGGCCCUCGAACUGGGUUUGAUACACGGGGAGGAUUUCCGGCAACUAAUAUUCAGGUUGACUACGGGAAAUAUAUCAAUCUUCCUCCCGGAAUUUCGCGGUCAACAAAGCAAGCGGUUGUCCUGGGAGAAAUUGACCCUGACUGGCAAUGGAACGACAGCAAUCCAGUUCAUAUGAUCUGCCACUCACAGGGUGGAAAUACUGUUCGCCUGCUUAUAGAGCUGUUAUCAGGCCGCCACGCGCGACGGCAUCCAUCUUACUUUGCCUCUGGAAAUCAACAGGAAUUGAUCAAAUCCGUAGUAACCCUAGGCACUCCUUACCUAGGUACAACCAUCACUAGUGUUGUCUUUGAUCAAAUUCUUCGCGAUGUCCGAGUUGACGAGGUAAUAUCCCGACUUGUGGUAUCUGCAUCGCUCAACCCAACUCGAUUCGUCGAUCUCCAACUAGGUCAAUGGGGGUUUACACCCAACCCAGGGGAGAGCUUCCUGGCUAUGCAUAAUCGACUACAGCCUGCUAUUUUCACCUGGUGGAAUUCGAACCAUAAUGGAAUCAGAGAUAAUGGAAUUGACGGAAUUACCAGGCUGAACCAGGAUUUCGAUCCACGAGUGUCUGAGAAAACCUAUUACUUCACGAUGUCCUUUGAUGCUACGAGGCCCUUUCCCAAACUAAAUCUAAGCCCCGGUUUUCUGGUGGAUUUCCCAACGAAUCCAAUCUUCACUUUGGGUGGUUUCCUAUAUCCAGGGCCAGGGAAUAUAGUAGCGAGGGGCACCUCAUUAUUAGCCACUGGGGCCUAUAAGAUUUUUACAUCCAUUCCCGGAAGCCCUAGUGAUGUUGAAAUCGCAAGAUGGGCCGUGGAUACUUUCAACUACCACACUGGUAGGUUGGGCUACCAGUUCAGGAUCCCGAGACCAGGACGACGAAUCCCUCGUGACGACAUGCUCCCCAUCCUGGCUGUAUUCUCUCUUGGAAUGAGCGGAGUUAACGCCCCCUUUGGCCUUUCUGAGGAGAAUGAUGGUGUUGUUGAUACUGCAUCAAUGCGCGGUCCUAAGGAAAAUGAAAUCAAGGACAGUACCAAUUUCAAUACCCUUGCUCUUGCCAGCAAUCGGGGGGUGUACUGGCAUCUUGGUGUGACGGAAGCUAUAGAUCAUGCAGAUCAGGUGGGAGUCUUUACCGCUGCGGCCACGUUCGACAUAGCAUCCAUUGUUGACUUCUAA